Molecule: messenger RNA, 187 nt
Organism: Diplodia corticola
Lineage: Eukaryota; Fungi; Ascomycota; Dothideomycetes; Botryosphaeriales; Botryosphaeriaceae
Product: l-threonine 3-dehydrogenase
Exons: 1
Source: RefSeq, a predicted model, not a curated record
AUGCCCAGCGAUGACGCCAACACUGCCCCCGAAAAUGGACGCAAGAACGGCGAUUCUAUGGCACCACCGCCAUCCAUACCCAACACCAUGAAGCGUUGGCUUGUCCGCAACUUCACCGCGCCGGACGGGCUUCAGAUGGAAGAAGUGCCCAUGCCAGAGCUCGGUCCCAACCACGUCCUCGUCAAGC